CUUUCCCUUCCUUGAAUUGUUCCUUUCACCCUCUCUCUACUCUCUACUGCAGUCAGACCACUCACCAUUUCUCCCACCACACCUCACUCUCUCUCUCUCUCUCUCUCUCUCUUCUAUAUAUCUCUCUGACUCUGGGUCUGGGGUCUUGGAACUCUUGGGUUUCUUCACAUUCUGAACCCACUUUGUUUGCUUCAUCAUUUAGGAUUUUAUCAUUUGCUAAUGCCUGAACUGAGCUGAGCUGAUCUUCUUUUAAGUUCAGACCCAUGAUCUCACUUCAUGGAGAGGCAUGAAAUGAAGCCAUGAACUCAAGCUCAUCACCAACCCUCUCCCGCUUAGUCCUCACCUGCACCGCCGCUCCUCUCCUCUUCCUCCUCCUCCUCCUCUGCCUGCUCCUCCUCCCUCCUCCCUCGUUCCCUCGCCAGGGGCUGUCGUUCGAGGAGAAGACGCGGCUCGGGUCGACCCCGCCGAGCUGCCACAACAAGUGCAACGGGUGCCACCCCUGCAUGGCGGUCCAAGUGCCGAGCCUGCCCGCGGCGGCAGGCCGCGAGAAGAUGAAGAGAGAGGAGGCAAGCCGGCCGGCCGAGUUCGUCGACCCGUCCCCCGCAUCCCCAGGUAGGUACUCCAAUUACAAGCCCCUGGGCUGGAAAUGCCGGUGCCGCAACCGCUUGUUCAACCCCUAGUAGCCGUACACACCGUCGCUUGCUUACUCAUUACAUUUCAUGGGGUCUCCGAGAUUUAUCAACUCAACAUGAACAAGCAUUGCCAAAUUAUCGCCGGCUAAUGCUGCUGCUUGUUCUUCCAAGAAAUCCCACUUCGAGUUGUGCUGCGAGAGAGAUCUCGGAACCCUGUUCGGAUGCAUGCGAUUCCAACCUCUCUGUUUGUCUUUGGGAUGAGGAUUUAGUAUGAGAUUAUACUUAAGAGAGAGAGAGCGUUUAUGUGCGUGUGUUUUAGUUAAAUGUGUACAAUCGUUGAAAAUUAUGUACAAAUGUACAGAAACUCUUGUGGACAGACCUUUUUGCAGUACGACAUUGCAAUGAAUUUUUUUUUUUUUUUUU
Messenger RNA from Eucalyptus grandis, 1055 nucleotides. RefSeq names its product EPIDERMAL PATTERNING FACTOR-like protein 1. NCBI's taxonomy places the organism in Eukaryota, Viridiplantae, Streptophyta, Magnoliopsida, Myrtales, Myrtaceae. The record is from RefSeq and is a predicted model, not a curated record. The transcript has 2 exons. Gene Ontology annotation, biological process: stomatal complex development; guard cell differentiation. Bases 300 to 680 code for a protein of 126 amino acids.